ACACUAUCUCUUCCAUCUUCCCUCCACAAACCACACAUUCAAGCUCUUACCUUUUAUCCUCAACUAACACAACAAUGGCUUAUACUCUGCAAAAUCUGACAGCCACAAUUGUUCUGGUAAGCCUGAUUCUUGGAUGUACAGAGGAAGUAACCGGAAUGCGUUACAUUCCCAUUUCCCCCACUCCCAGUGAGAGCAAACAUUCAGACUUUCCUGUAAACAUGGUGCCUCAACCAUCUAGUCUCAUUCCUGGUUUUGGAAGGUUCUUGCUACCUCCCACACCUAAGCUGCCAUUCCUUCCUUACAAAGAUCCCCUUGCUGUUGCCCCAGCCACUUCAAAUGGAACUCCUAGUAAUAAAGCCCGCAGUCCGAGUUCAGGAGAAGAUGAAGUUCCACCAGUGCCACAACCAUGACCUGUCAACAAAUAAGCUUUUGCUAGAUGCAGAAGGGUAUUCAAUUCUGGUUCACAUAACAAGUAUACUAGUCAUUUCAUCAUAGUCAUAUAUCUUCAUGAUCUCUCUCUAUAUAUACUUAAGAGGAUAUUGAAUAAAUUCCAGAGCUUUUGCUUACAUACUAUCUAAAAAUAAUAUUUCCAAAUAAAAUGUAAUGACUCACAUUGCUGCAAAUGUAUUGAGUCACAAAAGAGUAGAAAUAUGUAGAAACUCUUCAAUUGAAUCAUUAUUGCCAUG
Arabidopsis thaliana (thale cress) is the source of this 686-nucleotide messenger RNA. RefSeq names its product hydroxyproline-rich glycoprotein family protein. NCBI's taxonomy places the organism in Eukaryota, Viridiplantae, Streptophyta, Magnoliopsida, Brassicales, Brassicaceae. The record is from RefSeq and is marked reviewed. Bases 75 to 410 code for a protein of 111 amino acids. The transcript has a single exon.